AUGUGGCCCUUAUAUUUGUGUCUUAUUAAUCUGUUAUUGGAAGUUAUUCAGGCAAGCCAAUAUGAAAACACGAUCUCGGACAUAUAUAACCAACAGAGAAAGACUGGUCUGUUAUUAGUACCGGAAACAUACAAAGGAACUUUAAAGAUGGAUGAAGAGAAUUUAAGAAAUACGAAAAAACAAAUUGGAAUAGUGACAUAUGAAAUCAAUGAAGAACUUUCAGUGAAAUCACUAUCAAUUAAUCAAUAUGUCGAUUGUGAGGAAAAAGUUUUAGAAGUUGAUAACGGUAUUAAGCAAAUGCAAGAUUUCAUACAUACGAUGGAUAAUAUCGAAAGAAGAUAUCAUGUAGUGAAUUCGAAAGCACCCGAAUGGAAAAAGUGUUAUCGGAAACAAUUAAGAAUUUAUCGUCGUAAGUUGCCUGAAGUUAAAAAGAGAAGGUGCAAUUCAUAUCUAAAGUCUGGUCGAAAAGCUGUUAUCGAUCUUACGAGCCUAAUGAAAUCACAACGCACCUACAUUAAUCAAUAUAAUACCGAUUUGUUAGCACAUCAGUUUCUUUUAGAAGCUAUCAAUGAGAUUUACAUUUCACGAGAAACAAUUUCUUCAAUUAAUGUUAUAUUUCUGAAAGAUACCCCAUUACAUGUAUAUCAGGCUAGUAUCAAUUGA
Schistosoma bovis is the source of this 663-nucleotide messenger RNA. NCBI's taxonomy places the organism in Eukaryota, Metazoa, Platyhelminthes, Trematoda, Strigeidida, Schistosomatidae. The record is from the annotation of a GenBank genome assembly.